Messenger RNA from Arabis nemorensis, 912 nucleotides. NCBI's taxonomy places the organism in Eukaryota, Viridiplantae, Streptophyta, Magnoliopsida, Brassicales, Brassicaceae. The record is from the annotation of a GenBank genome assembly.
AUGAAUUUACGUCUUUAUCUAAGCGAGUUGGAAGAAGGAUUCGAGUUUGAGAAAGCAGUGUGUAACCAUGGGUUCUUCAUGAUGGCUCCAAACGUGUGGAACCCGAUAAGAAAGACAUUAAGUCGACCGUUAACCCUUGCGAAUUCCUCUUCGGUCAUGGUGACCAUUUCUCAUCCUCCCAUUCACCCUUUUAUUAUAAUCGAUGUACACGGCAUCAACAAUGUCAGGGAAGCCGAUGAAAAACUCAUCUUCCAACAAGUGAGGAGGAUGCUGAGAUUCACGUCCAAGGAGGAACGUGACGUGACCAAGUUUCAUCAACUCCACGAGGCCGCAAAGGAGAGUGGUUUCGGUCGAAUUUUCCGCUCUCCAUCUCUCUUUGAGGAUAUGGUCAAAUCUAUUUUGUUGUGUAAUUCUACUUGGGAGAGGACACUACUUAUGGCCUCUCGCCUCUACGCAAUGCAGUCAAUGCUAGCCGACCGUAAAACUAGGUCUAAAAAGAGGAAACGGGACCAGGAACCUAAGAAAGAAGCAUGUGGAAACUUUCCAAGUGCUAAGGAAAUAGCUAGCCUUGACAAAGAGUUCAUCAAUGAGCACUGUAAACUUGGAUAUAGAGCAAAGUGGAUAAUUGAAUUGGCCACGAAGGUUGAACGCAAAUCAUUGAAUCUUGAAGAGAUGGAAAAGGGAGAGAUGGAACCGGAACAGAUGCAUGGAAAGGAGGAGUGUUCGAAGGUGACGAUAGUGAAAGAAGCACAACUAUUCUACAACAGAUACUCUUCAUUCCAGUCCUUAGCCUACUGGUUUGAUUUGAUCCAAAACUAUGAAGCAAAACAUGGGAAGCUUAGUGAGCUGAGUCGGAGUGACUACAACAGGGUUGGCGGAUGCAGUUACAUGAAUCAGCUCAAGGCAGACUAA